GCCGGCGCCGCGCCCCGGAAGCGGAAGUGUGGUCUCCUGGCUGUCAGGGGCCGCGGCCGCGGGAUUUGGGAAGUGCGCUGAGCGGCGCUUUCUCUGGUUGUGCAGCGCUCCCCCGGCGGGCGGGGCGCGGGGCCGCGUGCGGGAUGAGCACCAUGUUCGCGGACACGCUCCUCAUCGUCUUCAUCUCCGUGUGCACGGCCCUGCUGGCCGAGGGUAUAACCUGGGUCCUGGUUUACAGGACAGACAAGUACAAGAGGCUGAAGGCAGAAGUGGAAAAGCAGAGUAAAAAACUGGAAAAGAAGAAGGAAACAAUAACAGAGUCAGCUGGUCGACAACAAAAAAAGAAAAUAGAGAGGCAAGAAGAGAAGCUGAAGAAUAACAACCGGGACCUGUCGAUGGUGCGAAUGAAAUCCAUGUUUGCAAUUGGCUUCUGUUUUACUGCCCUGAUGGGAAUGUUCAAUUCCAUAUUUGAUGGUAGAGUGGUGGCCAAGCUCCCUUUCACACCCCUUUCCUACAUCCAAGGGCUGUCUCACCGAAACCUGCUGGGGGAUGACACAACAGACUGCUCCUUCAUCUUCCUGUACAUCCUCUGUACCAUGUCGAUCCGGCAGAAUAUCCAGAAGAUUCUCGGCCUCGCCCCUUCACGCGCUGCCACCAAGCAGGCAGGUGGAUUUCUUGGCCCGCCACCUCCUUCUGGGAAGUUCUCCUGAACUCAAGCAAGACCCUUUCAUUCCUGCCAUGCUUUCGAGACCUGCACGUUAGAUUGGCACCAUUUUGUAGCAGGAGGCCUAGGCAGCCUUAGCACUUAGGCUGCUUCUAAUUCUGAGAUUCAGAGUUUUCUCGGCUUCUCAGACAGAGCAGAAUGACAGUAACACCUGAGCACUAUGAGUAUUUCCAGUCACAGUUGAUUUUUUUAAAUAAGUAGCUUGAUUAAUUAAGGUCAGGUGAUGUUUAUGUGAUGAGAAACGAAUGGCAUCUCUCUGGUUUUGCUUUCACAAAUUAUUUCCAUGGGGCUGACUCCUGGGGCUGCGUGUAUGCCAGGUGACCUUGCAAGGUGGCCCCCCGUGAGCAGGUAGAGACCUAGAAGAACCAUUUCAUUUGUCUAACUCUUAAUUGCAACUAUUUAUGUUUUUUUUUUUUUUUAAGCUAAGUAUAUGACUUAAGAUCAAUAAAGAUGCCAAAUUUUUAGCUAUUUCAACAA
Molecule: messenger RNA, 1201 nt
Organism: Tupaia belangeri chinensis (Chinese tree shrew)
Lineage: Eukaryota; Metazoa; Chordata; Mammalia; Scandentia; Tupaiidae
Gene: TMCO1
Product: transmembrane and coiled-coil domains 1
Biological process (GO): endoplasmic reticulum calcium ion homeostasis
Cellular component (GO): endoplasmic reticulum; cytoplasm; endoplasmic reticulum membrane
Molecular function (GO): calcium channel activity
Source: RefSeq, a predicted model, not a curated record